GCGCUGUCCGGCCUCUAUACCCGCGGCGGACCCGACGCCGUUGUGGCUUCUCGCCUUCCACCCUUCUUCCCUGGCUGUGGACUCCUCCCGCCGCCAUGGCAUCUAUCAAUCUCCAGAAAGCAAUAGACCUUGCUAGCAAAGCAGCACAAGAAGAUAAAGCAGGGAACUAUGAAGAAGCCUUCAAUCUAUAUCAAAAUGCUGUACAGUAUUUUCUCCAUGUAGUUAAAUAUGAAGCACAAGGUGACAAAGCAAAGCAAAGUAUCAGGGCAAAGUGUACAGAAUAUCUUGAUAGAGCCGAGAAACUAAAAGAAUACCUGAAAAAGAAAGAGAAAGCCUCACAGAAGCCAGUGAAAGAGGGACAAUCCAGCCCAACUGAUGAGAAGGGGAAUGACAGUGAUGGGGAUGGAGAAUCAGAUGAUCCAGAAAAAAAGAAACUGCAGAAUCAACUUCAAGGUGCCAUUGUUAUAGAACGACCAAACGUAAAAUGGAGUGAUGUUGCUGGUCUUGAAGGAGCCAAAGAAGCUCUUAAAGAAGCUGUGAUAUUGCCCAUUAAGUUUCCACAUCUCUUUACAGGUAAAAGAACCCCAUGGAGAGGCAUCCUUCUUUUUGGGCCACCUGGAACAGGGAAAUCCUACUUGGCCAAAGCAGUUGCUACAGAAGCCAACAACUCAACAUUUUUUUCAAUAUCUUCCUCUGACCUUGUCUCCAAAUGGCUAGGUGAAAGUGAAAAGCUAGUUAAGAAUUUAUUUCAGCUCGCCAGAGAGAACAAGCCUUCUAUUAUCUUCAUUGAUGAAAUUGAUUCUCUAUGUGGCUCUAGAAGUGAAAAUGAAAGUGAAGCUGCCCGGCGAAUUAAAACAGAAUUUCUAGUUCAAAUGCAAGGGGUUGGUGUGGACAAUGAUGGAAUUUUGGUACUGGGAGCUACAAAUAUACCCUGGGUUCUGGAUUCUGCUAUCAGGCGAAGAUUUGAGAAACGUAUUUAUAUUCCUUUACCUGAAGAUCAUGCCAGGGCAGCAAUGUUUAAAUUACAUUUGGGGACCACACACAACAGCCUAUCAGAAGCAGACUUCCGAGAACUGGGGAAGAAGACAGAUGGCUAUUCAGGGGCUGACAUCAGUAUCAUUGUACGAGAUGCACUGAUGCAGCCUGUGAGGAAAGUUCAGUCAGCUACUCAUUUCAAAAGAGUUAGGGGUCCUUCACCCACUAAUCCUAAUGUCAUAGUAGAAGAUUUACUUACUCCGUGCUCUCCGGGUGAUCCUGAUGCCAUUGAAAUGACAUGGGUGGAUGUCUCUGGGGAUAAACUUUUGGAGCCAACUGUUUCCAUGCCUGAUAUGUUACGGUCAUUAGCUAGCAUAAAACCAACUGUUAAUGAACAUGACUUGCUAAAAUUAAAGAAGUUUACAGAAGAUUUUGGUCAAGAAGGCUAAACCAAAGACAGCCGGGAGACUAUUGGCUAUACUUUUUCUUUCUUAGACACUCUUGCCUCUUUGGGGAUGGCAUUCAAAUAUUUGUGGAUUUUUCAAAAAAAUUUUUUUUUCCUUCUCCCCAGGAAAAUGAAGAUCUCUUUUGAAAGUUCCUUUAGCUUUAUGUUAUUUUUCUUCCAAUUUGUAUUAAGUAUCUCCUGUUUAACAAAAAACAAAAAUACUGAGUGGUAGAUAUUAGAGUUCUUACAUGAAAAGCAGUAAUGAAUAUUACUUUUUUUUUUUUGUACCUGGCAUAAAAUACAGUCACAUAGAAUUGACGUAAAAUGAACUGUGGCAUGUGCUUUGGAGAAGAGAUCAUCUUCAACAUCAUUUUUGUUGUCUAAGUCAAUUGAUUAUCCUAGAAAAAUUACUGUUAAAAAAAUUAAAAUUUGGUGGAGAGAUCACUGUAAAAAGCAAGGAACACUAUGAUUGGAUUUAGAAGAUUUUUAAUUAUGUGAUGACCAGUACUCAUAUUGAACACUGAUGAGUUUCGUACUGGGUUUUUUCUCUGUGUGUAUUUAAAUAUUGCCUUAAAAAAGCAUUAAGCUUUUGUUUUUAACUUUACUAGUUGAUAGGAACCUUUCACUGUGCAAUCUUGGAAAACUUAUAGACUUGACAUCGUCUUACCCUGGAGAAGAAUCUUCUCUAUCCCAGUAUCUUUUUUAUAGAAAGAAUUGACCAAAACAGAUUUUAAAUAUAUUUGUAAUUUUGGAAUACCAUGUCAUGAAAUACUGUUAUGGGAAGCUUUAAGGUAAUAGAGUGGUCAGCCUUUCAUUUGUAAGUGAUGACAUCAGUAAAUAUACAUAUAGAUUACAUACAUACACACAUAUGUACAUGUGUGUUAUAUAUAUGCACAUAUAUAAAAUUAUACAUUUAUGUGUAUAAUUUUCUUUCCAGUGAUAUUAGAGUAGUAGAGCUCUGGUCAUUUAGGCCGUACCCCCAUUUUAUACAUAUCAGUGUGAUAUUUAAUCAAAAUUUUGCAACUAGGCUGAUGUCAUCAAAUUAUUAAUUAUAAAAGCAACAUUUGGUUAUUUCUAAUAACCAUCUAAGUAUGGAUUUUAAAGACUGUAAGAUACAACACUAGCAUCAGCAUUGAGUGUGCCUUGUAAGUUUCUUUGGCUGUAAUUUUUAAAAAGAUCAUUGAAUUAUAUAGAAUGCAGUACAUUCCAUGAUUAUUAUAAAGUUCUCUACCUUAGAAAUGCUUUAGAACAACUUUAAAAUAUUUGCACAUUUCAAAUAUUAUGCAUUAUGGUUGUCUUUGGGUUUUUUCUUUUAUGUACAGGUUUUUGUGUACUUUUUAGAAAUCCUAGGUUUGAUGAAACAUGCUGUUCUUACAUGAAGUCAAAUGAUGAUACACCAUCAGCUAUAUUCUUUAGUCUCUUUUGGAGCUUCCAAGAAAAUGAACCCAAAUCCUUUACAUAAGGAAAUCUGUAAAAUUGUUCAUUAAAAUUAUGUACAUGUAAACAUU
This is a messenger RNA of Phascolarctos cinereus (koala), 2928 nucleotides long. It is a transcript of the gene VPS4B, whose product is annotated as vacuolar protein sorting 4 homolog B. Lineage: Eukaryota; Metazoa; Chordata; Mammalia; Diprotodontia; Phascolarctidae. Gene Ontology annotation, molecular function: ATP hydrolysis activity; ATP binding. The record is from RefSeq and is a predicted model, not a curated record. Gene Ontology annotation, biological process: vacuole organization; endosomal transport.